AUGCUGACCGAAUUCGCCGAAACAUGUGGAUGCAUCGGUCUUGAGCUGAAUCUUCAAAAGACGAUGUUCAUGCGGAACGGAUGGAUCUCGGAUGCCCCAUUCACGCUCAACGGAACGAACAUAUCCGAAUGCACCAGCUACGUCUAUCUGGGUCGGGAAUUGAACAUGAUGAACGACCUGGCCCCCGAGCUGGGCAGGAGGAGAAGAGCGGCUUGGGGAGCGUACAAGAGCAUCGAGGACGUAGUGAAGAAGACCAAGAACACCCGGCUCCGUGCUCACCUCUUCAACACCACCGUACUUCCUGCUUUGACCUAUGCCUCAGAAACCUGGGCACUUCGCAAGCAGGAAGAAAACGCGGUGAGCGUCAUUGAACGCGCAAUUGAGAGAGUGAUGCUAGGAGUAUCCCGUUUCAAGCAAGUGAGAGACGGGAUUCGAAGUUCUCUCCUACGUCAGCGAUCGAAGAUCAGAGACGCCGCCGCGUUUGCCAAGGAAAGUAAAAUAAGGUGGGCCGGACACGUGAUGCGCUUUAACGACAACCGUUGGACCAGAGCCGUGAGCGACUGGAUUCCCCGCGAUAUUAAGCGCAAUACAGGAAGACCGCCGACCCGAUGGUCAGAUUUCUUCACGAAGUCCUUCAAAGAAAAUUACGAUGCUCUUCGUGUCCCACGCGAAAGGAGGAACCACUGGGCUACUCUGGCACGCGACCGGGACAAAUGGAAGAAUUACUGGCGCCCGCUCGACCGGUUCGAAGACCAACGGGAGUCAAGUCCGUUCACAAUGCACCCUUGUGCUGCUUCUUCACGUUUUCAAUUUGUUCCAGAUGAUCCAGCAACGAUGGAUGUCAAUUGGUCGUUGUCAAUUUCGCCUGGGCUGCCAAAACGUGUCAUUUUUAAGGCGUUCGUCUUCACUGUGAAACUUUUUGUACCAUCGUUGCACUGUACCUUUGUUGACAGUUCCACAGCCAAACGCGUUUCGAUUUUGGCAGUUGUUUCCAUUGGAUUACCCAAUUUGAACUCAUAG
Messenger RNA from Necator americanus (New World hookworm), 1020 nucleotides. RefSeq lists its product as uncharacterized. The record is from RefSeq and is a predicted model, not a curated record. The transcript has 2 exons. Lineage: Eukaryota; Metazoa; Nematoda; Chromadorea; Rhabditida; Ancylostomatidae. The coding region runs from base 1 to 1020 and encodes 339 amino acids.